CUGAAAUUGUGGUGUUCUUCGGGAUCUUCGUUGUUUUCGCCCCCAGAAGAUAUAGUUCACUUUCAUUACAACAUGAAAUGAUUCUAGCUGCAAGAAAAGUACAUGACACUAACUUUGGUUGAUGUUUGAAGCUAGCACAUCAUUUUACGUCUGUCAAUUUGCCAGCUGAUGAUCGCUAAGGUUAUGGAUAGCUGUGUUUUUCCAUAAGAUAGUGUGUGCUAAGCAGUUGAUGCACUUGAAAUGGAGAGCAGUCCGUCAACCUUUAACGGCCACCUCCCAGUUCCUCUAAACAAAAUUCCGAAAAUCCCACUCGAACCCCUUCGUGCAUUUCAAGCUAUUGACAAAUCAUCAAGGUUGUUUGAUGAUGUUUUGGCUGCAGCGUGCUACCCUCCUCUCAUGCAACCAAAGUCAUGGACUAAAGCUGUGCCAUUUAAGGAUGCUGUUCAAUAUUGUAAGCCUUCAGAAUCAAUUGGAAGCUGUUUCUCCCAAUCAGCAGCUCCUCUUCGUAUCCAUGCCUUAUCUGCACGCAGAAAAAGAGGUUCAUCUAAGAAAAUUGAGCUACCAUUCAGUGAGACAGGAUUCCUUCAACAUCCUCCCUCAAAAAUUGCAAAACUAGCUGAAAUAAAAGUCUUAAAGGCUACUGAUAUAAUCAAACCACAGACUGUACCUUUAAUUGAACUGUGCAAUGGGGAAUUUGAAGUUCGCCAUGAAAUAGAACAAGCUGAAAGAAGAGCUAAAUUUGAACAAGAAUGGUUGGAGCGUUCUCAAAGAGUUUCAUUUGAACAUGAAGAAAGAAAUAGGUAACAUCAUGUAACUUGAUUUUCAUGGGAUCUGUUGGUCUUUACAAAAAGAAUUCUUAGAUAAUCAUCUCUGAACUGGUAUGAUUCAGGCUGAUUGAGGCCAUGGAGGCUCCACAGCCUGUCCAUCCAGACCUACAAUUAAGUUUCCUUCAUCAUCUUCAAGAUGAAAAUGCUGUGUAUGUUGUUGAACCAGACGAUGCUGAAAGGA
Molecule: messenger RNA, 1008 nt
Organism: Frankliniella occidentalis (western flower thrips)
Lineage: Eukaryota; Metazoa; Arthropoda; Insecta; Thysanoptera; Thripidae
Exons: 4
Coding region: 241-804 (187 amino acids)
Source: RefSeq, a predicted model, not a curated record